This is a messenger RNA of Oldenlandia corymbosa var. corymbosa, 510 nucleotides long. NCBI's taxonomy places the organism in Eukaryota, Viridiplantae, Streptophyta, Magnoliopsida, Gentianales, Rubiaceae. The record is from the annotation of a GenBank genome assembly.
AUGGGACAAAAUUCCCGUGGGAUCAACUGGGCUGAUAAAUUUCAAAAUGGGUCAAGGAGCUACUCAAACACCUAUAUCUAUAUGGGCUUCAACAGGCAGCAAAAGAAAAAUGAAAAUAGAGAUAAAUCAACAUGGAUCUCAAAGAAGGAUACCACAAAAGGAAAGGCUGAAACAUCCAACAAGGCAGAAGUGUUGGACAUGGCCCAAAUGGAAAAGGAUAGCACAAUUCCAGCAGUGCAGGAUCCAAGUUUAUCCAAUGAACCAAGACUUCCAAAAGAAAAAACAAUUAGUAAACCAUCAGUAGAAGAGAAUUGUUGCACCAACAACAAUUCGAUCACAACUGAUAGCAAUCAUAACAAGAUUGGUAUUUAUACGAUGGUCAACUUACCUCAUCCGGGCCGUACUCCCAAAUCUAAAGAGAGUCUGCCAAACUAUUCAUCCAAUUUAGGCAAACCACCUGAUCAAUCGAAACAUUUUAGUCUCAAAUCAAAACUAAAGAUCAAGGGAUAA